Messenger RNA from Spodoptera exigua (beet armyworm), 1481 nucleotides. The record is from the annotation of a GenBank genome assembly. Lineage: Eukaryota; Metazoa; Arthropoda; Insecta; Lepidoptera; Noctuidae.
AUCAAAGGAAAAGCGCAAAAUCGCAUUGCUAUUCAUCUAAUAAUCAUAUACUUGAACAGGAUAUAACUUUUAACAAAGUGAAUAUCACUUAUAAAUGAGUGAAUAUUAAAAAGUGAAAAGAGUACCCAAAAACUAACAAUGGAAAGAGCUCAAGCUUUUAUGGAGAACUUCAUAGGCAACUGGAAUGGAGAUUUUCCAAACUAUCCUCUAACAGCUGAGGAUCUGAAGAAACCUCAUGCUGUGAUGGGAGCUCUUCUACAAGUACUUGAUAGACUGGGUAUUGAUACAGAUGUCGUUCUUGCUCCUCCACCGAAAGAAGACCGCAACGAAAACACAAUAUACUAUUGGGAUCUGCUUCCCGUAAUCAACAUGACACGUGUGAUCAACCACUUAGUGUCUGUAAUGCCGCAAGUAGAGGCUACAAUCAGUAUCGUACACUUCCUACAACCGACAGCAACUACGUCACACUCCAUUCUGUUGUUGCUGUUCAACCUGAUGGUGUUCAAUGAGGAAAAAAUGAGGAAUAUUGCACCAUAUGAAGAAGAGUUGUUUGCAAAGACUGGUGAGGUAAAAGCUUUGGAGGAAAAGAAGAACAGAUUGCUGGAAAUGCUGAAUGAACAGGCUGAAGAAAAGGGAAAAAGAGCUGGAAGACUGGAAAAGCUUGACCAUGACAUUAAAAUGUUUGAAGAAGAAUUAAAGCAAGAGAAAGAGAUUCAUGAUGAAGAAAAAUUAGAGUUGGAAGCUAUACAGAAGGAGAAUAAGCAGACUGAGAUGAUUAUAGAACAAAAGAAAAGUCAUAGGGAUGCGCUGAUGGCCGAAGUUGCCAGGAAAAGGGCUCUUAGAGUAUAUGAUGCCGAUGACAUCAAAGCUCAAGCAGAACAGGCCACGCAAAACCUUCAGGAGUUGGAGGAGAAACUGGAUUCCCUUCGAGCUAUAUUGAUGCAGAAGGAAAAUAGCCUCAAAAACCUGCAGACCAUCAAACCUAACCUGGACUCUGCAAAUAAUCUGUUGCAUGAGAUCAUGAAGCUUUCUGAUAGUUUGAAGGACUUUGAGAACGGCGACCUAGACACAGAUAGUAAGGAGGGAGAGCUGGAUGUCCUGAACACUGAGCUGGGAGAGUUACAGGCGCAGCUGUCGGAACUGCAGGCUGCGAGAGACGAGGCGGCGAGGAAGAGGGCAGAGAGUCAGGCCAAGAGGCAACAGGAGAGGACUGUAGCGCAUAGUUCGUUACGAGAGGCUGAAGAAAAAGACAAGAAGCUUCGAGAACGAUCAAAGAAGGCGCUGCAAAGGACAGAGGAAAUCAAAGAGUUGACGACUAAAUAUGAAAAUGAGAAGACAGCUGGCAUUGAACAGUUGGCGACGAUUAAGAACAACUUCUGUUCUGAGCUUAAAUCCAUGGAAGAAUUAUUAUUAAAGAAGGUCGUGGAAGCCGAGAAGAAAGUGGAAGAAAAGUUAAAGAAUAGACAUGUAUAAGUUUACCU